AUGGACUUCGACAAUAUCGAGCAGGAGGAGGUUUAUAUGAAAGAAGAAGAAAAGUGUACCGCUCGUCUUGCCGAAAUCGAUGCUAAGCUGAUGAAGUACAAGCCAUUCCGCGCCAUGUACGAAAGCACGCCGAAAAUCAUUAUCGCGGGCUCCGGCUUUCAGGCUGUUUACGCGGCAUUAGACCAGGACCGCCUCAUAGGCAAUCUGCUUCCGGAUCAAAUCGCUGCGUUGAUUACCGCCCAACAUCAGCAAGACCAGGAGCAUGCUGAGGUGGUAAAGAAAGUCCCGGCGUUGGGAACUCCUGAAGCAGUGGCCGAGUCUGGCCAGACUACCGCGGAGAGAUCAGCCAAAAUUGUUGAGAUGAUCCGACGAAAUCAAGACCAGCUAGAAAAUGUGCCGGAUGAAGGUGACGACACCGAUCCAAAGAAAGCGCAAGCUGGAGAUGAAGACGAGGAUGCCGAGCUUAUCGAAGAUGAAGAACAAGGCUCAAACGCCGCUGCUGAAGCCUCUAAACACGACUAUGAUGCGCGCGUCAACAAAGGGCUGGACGAAAUAAUGGGCUGUUGCGGUGUCAUCGGCACGGCUUCAGAGGAAGCGGAAACUGUCGCCGAUGAAGAGGAAGACGAAAGCUGCGAAGAAAAAGAAGACGGUGAACUCGAAGACGGAGAGAUCGAAGAAGAAGAGGACAAUGACCUAACGGAGGACACGGUGAUGCAACAAGAGGAUGGCAAAGCACAAGCGCAAGACCAGGAGAUGAAAGUAGACGAAGAAGCAGGCCAGGCUCAAUCUGAGGAGGGAGAUGGCUUGGACAAGGUUGAUGCCGCCACCAUAAAUCUCUCCAGCGGGUGCUCAGUAGAGAGGAUGCAUGACGAAGAAACGGAAGCGACGAGUGUCUUGGACGAUCCUGAAGCUGUUGCCGCUGCCACCGACAAAUCUCCGAUGGAAUGCGCUUCUCCUGAUGACAUUACCAACCUCCAAAGCACGCCGACUGGAUCGCGGACGAAUAAUGAUAUGACCGCUACGGCAUCACGUCGAGAGAAGCGAAGGCUGGCUCGUGGCGAUAGCGAUGGGCCCUCAAAAAAAGUUAUGAUCCACCCAAAUUCAAAGGGAAAGCCAGGGAUGGUCGCGGACGACGAUGAUGAAAUUGAAGUCCUCUGCGUGAAAGUGUCUGACAAGGAUCCGGAGAUGGACCCAGCUACUCUUGCCAUCAACAUUGAGAAGGAAGACUUUGUGCAAGAGUGGCUUUCGAAGGAGGACUUCACAAACUUUGAUGAUCCAGAGCUCGAGUCGAAUGCGAUAGACAGUUGUGACGAUGAAAGCGAGCUGAGGGUGUCCGACAGCGCCAACUCCCGCCUCCAACAGCUCAAGAAGGAUAUUGUCGAGUCGGCAAGAUCUCACGAAUCGGCAGGCACUCGUUCUUCGGCACAGGGGACCGACAAGGAUAACAAUGUCGACAACGAGGUCAUCGAACUCAGUUCCGACGACGACCUGCCCGACGCA
Messenger RNA from Mesorhabditis spiculigera, 1500 nucleotides. NCBI's taxonomy places the organism in Eukaryota, Metazoa, Nematoda, Chromadorea, Rhabditida, Rhabditidae. The record is from the annotation of a GenBank genome assembly.